Messenger RNA from Ananas comosus (pineapple), 435 nucleotides. Its product is annotated as auxin-responsive protein SAUR36-like. Lineage: Eukaryota; Viridiplantae; Streptophyta; Magnoliopsida; Poales; Bromeliaceae. The transcript has a single exon. Gene Ontology annotation, biological process: response to auxin. The coding region runs from base 1 to 435 and encodes 144 amino acids. The record is from RefSeq and is a predicted model, not a curated record.
AUGAUUCACUCGAAGAGGCUUACUGAAAUAGCUGAGUGGCGCAGAACUGUUCUGUUAGGAAGAAGGAUCACAACGGCCAGAAGAGAAGCUUCUUUUAACAAUAAUAUAUGUAGUAGUUCAGUAGCAGAGAAAGGUCAUUUUGUGGUGUACGCUAUUGAUGAAAAGAGAUUCGUAGUUCCUUUAGCAUAUCUCAAUAGCAGGGUCUUUGCAGAGCUCUUCAAAAUGUCCAAAGAGGAGUUCGGCUUAUCGAGCAAUGGGCCGAUUGUGUUGCCUUGUGGUGCUACAUCAAGGAAGUACAUAAUGUCUUUGCUUGAAAGGAGGGUUUCAAAAGAGGUGGAAAAAGCAUUACUGAGCUCCAUUUUGACCCCAAGCCAUUCUACAUGUUGUUUGGCCCCUGUAGAAGUUAGCCCACAAAUAGCAACUUGUAGCUUCUAA